Dermacentor albipictus is the source of this 5436-nucleotide messenger RNA. RefSeq names its product PTB_TBC1D1_like and TBC domain-containing protein plx (gene plx). Lineage: Eukaryota; Metazoa; Arthropoda; Arachnida; Ixodida; Ixodidae. The record is from RefSeq and is a predicted model, not a curated record.
GUUUUCACACAUUGAGUCAACAUUUGGCGUUUAUAAUUAUACCUAAUAAGGUCUUUAGAAUGCAAACGAGCCUUCGUAAACGUACGGCGAAAACGAAAUGCGCGCCAAAAAAGAUAAUUGCAAGUCAUGCGCUUUCAGCUACUCAAUGAGCUGCUCUGGUCCGGCAAGAAAAACUCAGCUCACGUCGGUGCUGCGGGGUUAAUUUUGCUCGCACUACAUAGGAACGCCCAGGAUCAUAAAAUAAAAAAAAAACAACGGUCUGCGCUGCCGAGCGCCGUACGGAACGGCUAGGGAAUAAUUCGCGCGUCUAGGUACUACGCACAUGGUUGCUACCUGCGAACAGUACGAGCAAAGAAAGCUGCUCAGCCUGCGGGCGCGUUCAUAGGCGCGUCAGGCGCGUUCUCCACUCGCGCAGGCGCAUUCACUGCGGCCGCCGUCCUUAGUGGAAGCUAUGGAAGGUCGGGAUUGCGACGAGGUCUGACGAGGGUGCUGCUGCUGCGCCACCGCGCAAGCGUUGCGAGAAUUCUUCCACCUCUGCGCGCGUAUUUACGUCGUUGACUGGGCGCUUCUGCAAUCGACACACCUCGGCAAACCGAUUAAAGUGUUGAACUUGUACCCAAAUGCACAAAAGAAAUAGGAAAGUCGUUCCCUCUUCUGUGAUUUUGGCAGGACGCUAUUGACCCGUGCGAGUUGCUGCACUUUCUUCGCACGUCUAUUUUGGAUCGUGAAACAGCUGUGCGCUGCCGCCCUAGCGGUGUUGUCCCAGUACCGCAGCACAGGAAGGAGUCAGCGUCCGUGGCUAGCGUCCUCGCCGUGUUAUUUGUUGCUAGGUUGCUGGUGCGUUCACGUACGGAGAAGUUGUGGGGAAGUCUCCGCAGAUGGGGCUUCCGACGCGCGCCGCGCCACAUCGGUGACCGCGGCAGCGGUACCGGCCCUUUCAUCCGCGGUGUGCGCAAUGCCUGUCCGUGUGUUGUGAGAAGGGUUAACGGCGGAUAGCCUUUCCGCCGAGCUCCUUGAUGCUAGACUCGACAGUGCUGCGCAAUCGCUUCUACAAGAAGCUUAACAUCCCCGGCAUGGAGGGACGCGGCCCGCCGGCUGUGGCGGCCCAGGAGAAUGCCAGCGAGCGGCCCACCACCUUCGUUGGACCCCUGGCCCGCAACUUCUGCGUCAAGUACCUUGGCUCCAUGUGCUUUGAUCGGCGUUACACUAUGUCGAUGUUGCCUUGGCUCAUGGCAGAUCUACGGCGCGAAGGUCUGCGCAAACCCUUGGACGUGCUUCUUGAAGUACGCGACUCGUCUCUCAAGGCGCGGUCCUACCAUGACGAGCUACUCGUGUUCGACCAUCCGCUUCAGUCUAUAUCCAAGUUCGCCCAUUCGACCGCUGAUCGCACCUGCUUCGCCUACCUGCACAGAAAUGCUCCCGACGAGCUGCCCUACUUGCACGUCUUCCAGGCUAGCGACAAGGACACGGUGGUCGAGGUGUUCAUGACGGUUCGAGAGGUGAGCAAGGAACUGUCGCUGCACCACAGUGCUGGUGCCCCACUUGCAAGAGCGGGCAGCUGCACUGACCUAGGAGGUGCCAGUGGAGUGCACCAGUUUGAGGUGCUGUUCGUGUUCAAGAUCAAGGGCUCAUCCAACGAGAGCAUGCUAGAUGAUGCUCUUGAUAGAGCACGGGCACGCCAAGCUGUAGAGGCCAACCCUCAACCGGCCACCAGCGAAGGUACCAUGAUUGUGUCAAGCGCCGCAAGUGCAGAGAGUGCGAGCAACUCACUGGAGAACAUCAGCGAAGGCAACACAGUGGAUGCUCGGGAAGCACUGCUUGAGGACCUACGCUGCUGUGGUGGCGGCAACAGUGGCAGCUCCGGAGAAGGAGCAUCACUGCUGGCACCACCGCCGCACACGCUAAUCACGCACACACACAGCCUGGAUGUCCAGUCUCGCCAGGCACUCUGCCAAGAGCUGCAGAAUGCUGCAGGAUGUGGGACCCGAGGCUCAUCAGCCCGAGUUCGCUCGGUAAGUGGCGACCAGCCACGACCUCAGAAGCAGACGUCGUUGCCAGCAUUUCGUCCGCGUGUGAGCAGUGGGGGUGCCGUGGAUCUCCGUCGGCUUCUACAGUCUGAGCGGCACAGCAAUCGCACCAUGUUGCUGCUGGUGCUGCAGAGGGAGCUGCGAUUGCUCAGCACCGAUCGCAAGCAGACCCUAUUGAGUCGACCUUUCACCGACAUCUUGCGCUGCUACCAGGGCAACAAAUACACUGACCACUUCGGCUUCAACUUACGUGAUUCCUCGCUGUCUUCGGCUGACAAGUAUAUGGCUUACAUCUUCAAGUGCUCCUCUGUCCAAGUGGCGAACGAGAUAAUGCAGACGCUGAAGCAAGCCUUUCGUAGUGCACACCAGAACCCUGCACAAAAGGAAGGUGGCUCCGCAGUGCAGUCAUCGUGCGAUUCCUGUCCCAUGCAUCGAUUCCACAAACUUUGCAUCGAUCUGGAAGGGUUAUCCCCAGAAAGCUGCUGCACCUUCAUCCAGAAGUAUAUCCAAGGCUUGUCUGACUCGGAUAAACAGAUAAUUGCCGGCAGAUACCAGCUGGGUGACUGCAGGACGGUGCAGGACAAGAAUGAGCUUUACAUGAUGCUGCUGCGGAACCUGUAUGAGCAGAAGCAGGCCAAGCAUUGCCAUUCACAGAAAUCUGAGGGACUCCUAGACCUGAUACCAUCAUUUGUGUUUGAUAAUUUCAAGGAAAAGGCGAAGAAGUCCAUCGCAAACAAAUUUGACACCAUUUUGAAGAGAAAAGGCAGAGAAGGGCGUGGAAGAUCAGCCACGCUUCCGUCUGAGGAAGCAUUUAAACUUACUCUGAGUGAUGCGUCACCUACGGGUUCCCGAGAAGGCAGCUGCGACCCCACCACUCCAGUACGGAGCUCGUCGCCACAGCUGCUGCGGCCACGCAGCUCUACUGUCAGCACUCCAGAGACGCCCAAGCGCAGUCCACUGGUGAACAUAUUCAUGAAGGUGGGAGCUGUGCAGCGCCAUUCUUCAAGUGAUGAGGAGCCAACCGAGGCAGCCACCGAGGAAACCGCAUGCAGGCAGUCUAUCUUCCAGCGUGUCAAUACGCCCGUACGAGGCGGCAACCACAGCGGAGAUAAUCCAGGGGAGCCGCCAUUGACCCAUGGUUUUGCUGUGCGCCGAACACGGGAGGAGCUUCGCUCUCUGUGGCGCAAGGCCAUUCAAGAGCAGGUGCUGCUUAUCCGCAUGGAGAAGCAGAAUAGGCAGCUGCAAGCGAGCCAGGAUGAAGCAAGCAGCAAGCGCUUACGACUCGACUAUGAGGAGGUAGGAGGUGGCCCCUGUGAUUCUGAGUCAGCUGAACGCUGGGAUGAGCUCCUGGCACGGCCCCCAGGGGGCCGCAUUAACCCAGACACCUUGCAAGAACUGGUCCAAGCAGGUGUACCGAGGCAUCGACGUGGUGAGAUCUGGAUCCUUUUGGCUGAACAGUACCAGCUGCGAUCGUCGCCUGUUACUGAGAUCGAUUCCUCAAUGACUUACGAGCAGCUACUGACAGAGCUGACAAAUCACCAGCAUGCCAUCCUCAUUGACCUUGGGCGGACAUUCCCCAGCCACCCAUUCUACCGUGACAGCCUGGGAGCCGGCCAGCUAUCACUGUAUAACCUGCUCAAAGCAUACUCACUGCUUGACUCACAAGUGGGCUACUGCCAAGGACUCAGCUUUGUUUCGGGUGUGCUUCUGCUCCAUAUGACUGAGGAGCAAGCCUUUGGUAUGAUGAAGCAUCUUCUGUUCCACUUGGGGCUGCGACGACAAUACAAGCAAGAUAUGGGCGCAUUACAGGUGCAGCUCUACCAGUUGUGCCGACUGCUGUACAGUCGUCAUCGAGAGCUGUACCAGCACCUGGACCACUUUGACAUUGCUCCGGCUCUCUAUGCUGCGCCCUGGUUCCUCACGUUGUUUGCCUCUCAGUUUCCUCUGGGAUUCGUCUCCAGGCUCUUCGAUGCUGUGUUUCUGCAGGGUAUGGAGGCCGUGUUCAAGGCAGCCUUGUCUCUUCUGUCACACUUUGCGGAUACACUAAUGAGCUGCAAUAGCUUUGAGUCCAUCAUGGAGUGCUUCAAGAACACCCUGCCUGCACUGGAUGCACCCACCAUGGAGAGCAUAGUGUCGGGCAUCUUCUCCUUGGACCUGGGCGAGGAGCUAGUGUCCUACCAGGUUGAGUACCACCUCUUGCAAGAGGAGAUGGUCUACACACCCAAGAGGCCUGGCGUGUCAUCAGCUGACCUCGAAGAGAACCGUGCUCUGCGACGCCAGAAUAUGGAGCUUCUGGAACAGCUUCAGGUGGCAAACAACAAUGUGAGCCGCCUCGAGGCCUCAGUGAGCUCUUUUAAAGGCACGGUGCAACGCUUGGAGAAGCGCAUCCGCGAGCUGGAAGACGAGCGGGAUGUACUGCACCACAGCAAUGCAGCGCUGCGCCACCGGCUAGAUCGACUAGAGGCUGCAGACGAACGCAAUGCGCGGUCGCUCAGCUUCGGAGCUUCAGGGGAAGCGCACGAUGACAUCGCGCAGCUUGUGCGCCGGCUUGGUGACCAGGGCCCAUUGCCAGAAGACGAAGAGUGGUGCCCGCCUCGUGCCGACGGCUGUGACGGCCUCUGAGUGGCAGCGACUAUGCUGAGACCACCAGUGCUUUGGACUGCAUGUGAAGAGGUUAAGCCAUUGAUGGGUGACCGGUGUAUGUAGAUUGUUGCUUUAUGAUCUAAAUUGCGACAGAGGAUAUGCUAUCCAGAAAGGCAAGCUUUCACCAUAUUUCUCUGUGCAAAGGCUACUCUCACAGUUUCUUUGUUUGGUGUUAGCUUUAGUCGUUACAGUGAUGCAUAGGAGGUUACAAAGCAUCAUUAUAGAGUGAUAGUUUGGACAACUCGGGAAGUAGCUUGUAUAAAGUUCUUGCAACCAGGCUAAGAACAUUAAGAAAGCGUAUGCCCAAGCUUUCUUUCCUUCAUUUCUAGCUCAUCUAUGUUGAUCUGUGUACUAUGAGUCAUGACUACAAGUGCAAGAUUUUUCAGCGACUGGCACGCGCAAGGGGCCCCUAUACGAUCUCACUCGUAAGCAUAAAGCAAGCGUGUUAAACAGAAGGGUGCAAGAGGGAUGUGCUGUUUGUUUGGGUAUCUUGGUUGUGUUUUAGGUCACAGUAAUGUUGACUCCUAAUAGGCAGACAUAAAGUCAUGUGCUUCGAUUAUGAUCGGAAAUAUAUUUUCAGAUUGUGUUUGUCAAACUUUAUAUUUUUAUUGGUGAAAUAUUUUUUUUUUAAAAAUUGUUAUUGAAGUGAAAGUGCAAUGAAAAAAAAAUGUCAGCUGCUACCUUACAGUCCUCACCUUCCUCUCCUUUUUCUGCUAAGCUCGUAUGAGUUAUGAACAAUAAUAAGUGAAUCUAAAUCAGUGUUGAA